Messenger RNA from Propithecus coquereli (Coquerel's sifaka), 1488 nucleotides. RefSeq names its product zinc finger protein OZF-like. NCBI's taxonomy places the organism in Eukaryota, Metazoa, Chordata, Mammalia, Primates, Indriidae. Gene Ontology annotation, molecular function: DNA-binding transcription repressor activity, RNA polymerase II-specific. The record is from RefSeq and is a predicted model, not a curated record. Gene Ontology annotation, biological process: negative regulation of transcription by RNA polymerase II.
AUGAUGGGCGCUGCCUGGGGCAAUGAGGCGGGCUGCGGAGGGCUUGGAGUAGGUCUGGCAGCCCGAGCGCGGUCCUGCUGGGCAGCCCUCGGCCGCCCUCGGGACGCGAUCACAGCGCACCGGCAGCGUGGAGGUGCGAGGGCUGGACAGGGCUGCGAGAACGUCGAGUGGGGAGAUGGGGCGCAGACCGCGCAGAGUGGGAAGCACCUGGCCCGGGUGUCUGCUUUCCCAGAACAGCAGAGAAGAACCAUGUCACAGGGGUCACUGUCAUUCGGGGACGUGGCCGUGGGCUUCACUCGGAAGGAGUGGCAGCAACUGGACUCUGAGCAGAGGACCCUGUACCGGGAUGUGAUGCUGGAGAACUAUAGCCACCUGGUCUCCAUAGGAUGUCAAAUCAGCAAACCAGCUGUGAUCUCCAGGUUGGAGCAGGGGAAAGAGCCAUGGGUGGAGAAGGAGGAGAUGCGCAGGUGGAGCUUCCCAGAGGAAGUUUGGCAAGUUGCUACACAAGUAGGUAGACAACAGGAACACCAAGACAAACGUUCAAGUGACCUAGACCAGAAAAAUGUGAGCAGAAAAGAUCUCCAAGAAUGCAACGAACUUGGAAAAAAUUCCCAUCAGAACGCAAACCUUGUCCCUUCAGGACAACCAGCCCACACAUGUAAGUCGUGUGGAAAGAGUCUGCAAUGCAAUGUGGACUUCAGUCCUACGGCCUACCUUGCAAGAAGGAGAUUUGAGUGUGAUAGACAUGGGAACUUAUUCUCUAUUCUAAGCUUGAAACUCCGCAUUCUGGAGAGAACCCACGUGAAUGUAACCAGUGGAAGCAACAGCGGUGAGAAACCCCACAAGUGCACCAAGUGCGGGAAAGCCUUCCCCUGCAGAUCACAGCUCAUCGUACAUCACAGGGUCCACAGGGGUGACAGAUCCUACGGGUGCAGUGAGCAGGGCACUGGGUUCAGCAGUCAGGGAAAUCACACAAAAGAAGGACCUAGUGGAGGCAGCAGUCGUGGUAACACGACCUCCCGGAAGCCAGGCCUCUCGAUUCGUGCUGUAGAGAAGCCUUAUAAGUGUUCGGAAUGUGAGAAAACCUUCUCCCACAAGUCGCGCCUCGUGGAGCACCACCGGUCUCACACCGGGGAGAAGCCCUACGGCUGCAAGGAAUGUGGGAAGUCUUUCUCUCGGAAGUCCUGCCUCAUCAUACACUACAGAAUCCACACGGGAGAGAAGCCCUACGGCUGCGGCGAGUGCGGAAAAGCCUUUUUCCAAAAGUCACACCUCAUUCUGCAUCAGCGCACGCACACGGGCGAGAAGCCCUACGGGUGCAGCGAGUGCGGGAAAGCCUUCUCCCAGAACUCGUGCCUUAUCAUCCACAAGAGGACUCACCUGGGAAAGAAGCCCUACGAGUGCUCCGAAUGCGGCAAGACCUUCUCCCAGAAGGCCAACCUCAUUCGGCAUCACAGAAUUCACACCAGGGAGAAACUGUAUGGGUGA